UGCUGAGCUUGAGUUUCAACGAACUCUAUGUAACAAGACAGUUGUAUGGUAGCAGAAGUAUCACUGAUAGUCAGUGUCAAAGGUGCGGGUCAACUGUUUGGUAGCAGGUAGAAGAAAAGAUCAGCAACAGUGUGUUGAAUGUGAAGUGUCACCGGCAAUGGCAUCAAUCGAUGAAAGCUUGAUCCAACAAGAACUUCAAUGUGGCAUCUGCCUCGACACUUACAACAAUCCGAAAUAUGUCGGCGCCUGUCACCACACGUUCUGCAGCCAGUGUCUUGAAGGUGUCAUCCGAAACAACAAACACAAAGGCGUGUUCCCUUGCCCGACCUGUCGGAGGACUUAUUCUAUCCCCUACGACGGUGCAGCGGGCCUACAGAACGAUUUCCGAGCAGUCAGCUUGAUCAGGGCGUUGAAGGCGGCGCAGCCGAAUAAGGAGAAAUCAGCGGCGGACACGGAGUCACCAACAUGUCGUGUCUGUAGGGUGUCGGUUGCGACGAGGUAUUGCGAAGAGUGCGGCGGAGGAAUACACUUGUGUACGUCAUGUUCAGAAAAGCAUUCCCGGACCGCUGCGACAUCGAAUCACAAGAUCAUACAGAUUCAGGAGGUGUGCGAUCCUCAUGAGGAACCUUUGAAAUUGUACUGUGAGACCUGUUCCGUGCGAUUGUGUCAUGUUUGCUUAUUGGCCGACCAUUCUGAACAUGAUGUCAAGGACAGAGGAGUCUUGAACGUCGAAAUGAAGGAACAAAUAGAGAAGUCUUUCGCAGAAAGUGUAGAGCUGAAAAAACAGUUAGAGUCGGACGGCAAGGCCAUACAUUCGCUUGAAACAAAGAUAAAGGAAACAGCGAAACGGGAGAAAGAAGCUAGACAAAAGAGGGCGCACGAGUUACAGGCGAUGUUAGCUCUCGUGGAGAGACAAAUUGACGAUCUGCAGAGGCGAAAAAAGGAGCUAUGGAAUGAAAUCUCGUGUGAGGCGAGAUCUGGUAGCGAAUGGGACUGGGCGUCACAACAGCUUGAGAGUUUGAAGGAUGACAUCACGAGCGUGACAGCCGAUUUGGACGCGACACAACAGAAAGUUUGGGGCUUGAAGGAUACUGAUCUAACGACAAUACGAGGAGAGGACCAGCUGGUUAUGGUUGCGACAAGGUUGAAGAAAAAUGUAGACGUCGCCCGCAGAACGAGACAAACGGCGUUCGAUAUUGCGGAAAAUUUGUCAAAAGCGGUCGCUGAAGGCAAGGGUGGAAUGCAUGUUAGUUCAUAGCACAUCCGUUAGGGUGCGUAAGCGAAAAUAUGGCGCCCAUUUUGACCAAAGCAACGUCACUUGCGAUUAUAAAAACACAGGAACGUUGCUCUCCUUCACCACAGCUUCGUCCAAUUGGUCGCCGAGCGUUGCGUCUGCAUUACCCUGGCGUGGAUGUGGAAGAGGAGGAGACCCACUCGCAUCGUGUAACUGCUAAUAACUGAUCUACUAUGUUGGAUGUACAUUGUAAUGCUUUAAUAUAUCUUAGAUGUGACUUAGAACGAAAAGUUGGACAGGAGAUAUGUUGUUUUUUAUACAAAAUGUCUCCAUCAGUGCCGUGAGUUCUCCAAACGGGAUCAUGGAAAAAUCGACAAUAAACGGUGCACUGUGACGGAAUGUAACUGUAUGCCCGAAAUUCGCAAGCCGUAUUCAAAGCCGCCUCGCAAUAUCUGCGGAAAUCAUUUAUUAGGGGCCAGCUUUAGUGUUAUG
Messenger RNA from Lineus longissimus, 1726 nucleotides. RefSeq names its product tripartite motif-containing protein 3-like. The transcript is spliced from 2 exons. NCBI's taxonomy places the organism in Eukaryota, Metazoa, Nemertea, Pilidiophora, Heteronemertea, Lineidae. The record is from RefSeq and is a predicted model, not a curated record. Bases 158 to 1258 code for a protein of 366 amino acids. Gene Ontology annotation, biological process: protein monoubiquitination. Gene Ontology annotation, molecular function: zinc ion binding; ubiquitin protein ligase activity.